UGUAAAAAAGGUGUAACAUGGUUUGAAGAUAAAGUGUAAAAGCAAUUUAACAUAGUUUUCCCCUGUGCGUAUUUAACUUUCGCAGUCAGGCACCUGAAAGGGUGUGCCUGGACUGUUGUUUCUCGGCCCUUCGGUUCACAGGCACUGUUGCCCGGGUGUGUUGUGGUCUGUUACAGGAACGUGUUUCGGAUCCUGCAUCUACCAUGUUGUCAAACUGCUUGCAGAAUUUCGUAAAGCUUGUAAGCCCUCCUGUUCUGUCUUCAAGAUUGUGCCAGCAUGUAAGAAGUAAGAGGAGGCCUUUGGGAACCUCUGCGUCCCUCAAGCCACGCAGGCGUGUUGUCAUCACAGGCAUUGGCUUGGUGACCCCACUGGGUGUUGGCACCCGGUUGGUGUGGGACCGCCUGGUCCGAGGGGAGAGUGGAAUUGUUCCGCUGGUGGCUCAAGAGUAUAAGGGUAUCCCUUGCAGUGUGGCUGCUUUUGUGCCAAGAGGCUGUGGUGAAGGCGAGUUCCACGAGGAAAACUUCGUGUCUAAAGCGGACUUGAAGUCCAUGUCUUCUCCCACGGUCAUGGCCAUGGGGGCUGCAGAGUUAGCCUUGGAAGAUUCGGGCUGGCGGCCGCAGACAGAAGCUGAGCAAGCAGCUACCGGUGUGGCCAUUGGCAUGGGGAUGGUUCCUCUGGAAGUUGUUUCCGAAACAGCUCUGAUGUUUCAGACAAAGGGUUAUAAUAAAGUCAGCCCCUUUUUUGUCCCGAAGAUUUUGAUCAAUAUGGCUGCGGGCCAGAUCAGCAUCCGCUAUAAACUCAAGGGCCCCAAUCACGCGGUGUCCACAGCCUGUACCACGGGCGCUCAUGCCGUGGGCGACUCUUUCCGGUUCAUCGCCCACGGUGAUGCCGACGUCAUGGUGGCUGGAGGAACCGACUCCUGUAUUAGUCCCUUAUCGCUGGCUGGCUUUUCCAGAGCUCGGGCUCUGAGCACCAACUCGGAUCCUAGGUUGGCAUGUCGGCCGUUUCAUCCCAAGAGGGAUGGCUUUGUUAUGGGAGAAGGGGCCGCGGUGCUGGUACUGGAAGAACAGGAACACGCCCUGCGAAGAGGGGCCCGCAUCUAUGCUGAAGUUUUGGGCUAUGGGCUCUCAGGCGAUGCGGGGCACAUCACCGCCCCUGAUCCCGAAGGAGAAGGUGCCUUUAGAUGUAUGGUUGCAGCUGUAAAAGAUGCAGGCGUACGGCUUGAGGAGAUAACCUACGUCAACGCGCAUGCCACUUCAACCCCCUUGGGAGAUGCUGCUGAAAACAGAGCCAUCAAACGUCUCUUCAAAGAGCACGCGCGCAAGCUGGCCGUGUCCUCCACGAAGGGGGCCACAGGCCAUCUGCUGGGGGCUGCAGGGGCGGCCGAGGCGGCCUUCACCGCACUCGCUUGUUACUAUCGAAAACUGCCACCCACCUUGAACCUGGACUGCACGGAAGCAGAAUUCGAUCUGAAUUAUGUCCCACUGGAGGCACAGGAAUGGAAAGCUGAGCACAGAUGUAUUGCACUUACCAAUUCUUUUGGUUUUGGUGGCACUAAUGCAACACUUUGCAUUGCUGGCAUGUAGGACAAACCAUUUGUAAUGAAACAUUGAUUUUCAAAAAUGCUGUAAGACAAGAAAUAAUAUAUAUAUAUAUAUAUUUUGUGUGUUACUAUCCAGACACCUCUUUUCUGCACCUCUUUCUCUCAGCCUUGGCUAAUUGGGAUAGGAUAGCUCUUUCUUGGGACAAAGGGGGCUGUGCCAUGCAUUGUGGGAUGUUUCCUAACACUCUGCUCCUCAGUGUGACAACUACAAAUGCCCUUGCACAUGACCAAGUGUGUCCUUGGGGGAAAAUACUUGAGAAGCGCUGACCUGGGUUUUCUUAAUAUUCUUAGGUCAGAAAACUUUUGGUGACGCUUUCCUUGCUCUGUUUCCCAUUUAGUGAGUGACUUCUCUAUGCUAGGUAAGGUUGCUGUGCUGUGCGGCUGUAGGUGAACCAUUCAUACACAGCGUACAGGAGGAAUCUGAUGUAACUCCACACUGGAAUCGUCGAUCAGUAUUCUGCCAGUUUGGAAUGGUCUAUCUACCUCUGACCUAUUUAGUCUUCUUCAUGUUAUUCAUUCUGUAAUUCAGUAACAUCAAUGAAACUUCCCUGAAUUACUCAUCUAUCAAUUCAUAAAAGAAGGAGGUGAAAUUGGUUUUGGCAUGUCUUAUAUUUACACUGGCAACAUCAGUGAUAAAUGGAGAUAAAAUCUUUGAGAAACAGAUCAGAAAUUGACGAUUCAGUGGUGUGAUAGGGGAUCCAGUGCUUGGAGAUGGAGGAUCAGCCAAUGAAUCCAUUGUGCCAGGCCCUAUGUUUUCUAAACUAGACUAGAGUCUGAAGGGGGGAAGUGUUGCCUGCUUGCCUCAGUUCAUAUCUAACUUCAUUUAAGCUUUGGUUGUUUUCCAACAUUCCCACAAGUAUUGGCGGGUCACUUUACUGUUCUGCCUUGGGACAUUACCUGUAUCCAAUCCCAUCAGGCAUAGAGUGUUAGGAGACAGAGGGAACACGUUCCCAGGGGAAAUACUGCAGUGCUAAAGGUUGUAGCCAGGGUUUACAUGCCUGAGCCUCAUUCCAGGAGGCAGUGUGAAUGCCUACGCCAUUCCUGAUCCUCAGAGGGUCUCUCGUGAGAUGGAACUGCAGUUGUUCAUAUUGUUAACCAGCUCAGAAGCCCCCACUUCCUGGCUUUUCCUCCAUGUUCCUGCCACCCCAUUUUUGGUUUUUAAUCCUCACAUUCCAAACAGGCCAGCUUUUCUCAGGCUUUGCUUGCUGGUGACAUAUACUGUAGUACAGGAUUGCAUUGUCAUUAGGAUAGGGUGUGCAGGGGUGUGAAUGGGCGGUGUGUGUUUGUGUAGAAAUGAUACAGAGCUCCCAGUUAGGAGAGCCUGGAUGUGUUGCCCAUCCACUAACCUUGACUGCAGUAAUUUGGCAUUUAUACACCUGAGAAGCCAGCCAUGUGUUUACAUGACAUAAUCAGCCAGGAUCU
Ochotona curzoniae (black-lipped pika) is the source of this 3025-nucleotide messenger RNA. RefSeq names its product 3-oxoacyl-ACP synthase, mitochondrial (gene OXSM). The coding region runs from base 204 to 1586 and encodes 460 amino acids. The record is from RefSeq and is a predicted model, not a curated record. Gene Ontology annotation, biological process: fatty acid biosynthetic process. NCBI's taxonomy places the organism in Eukaryota, Metazoa, Chordata, Mammalia, Lagomorpha, Ochotonidae. Gene Ontology annotation, molecular function: 3-oxoacyl-[acyl-carrier-protein] synthase activity. The transcript is spliced from 2 exons.